GAAAAUAAAAAUUAGGCUUGGGAAAGGAAAAAGUGAAGUAUUAGGUAUUGGUUUCAAAUUUAAUAUCUUAGUAAUUUUAGUUUUUACUUCUCUGGAUUUAGUAUGUGUAUUCUGUUAUAAUUAGCACAUGUUAAACAAUGGGUUUAACAUGAAUUGUGCUUAUAGAUAGCAUUUUUAAAUUUUUUGGUUCUUUUGGUCAUUCUCAAUUUGUUCUUAAAAUCUGUAAGCUGUAUUCUUCCACUUCAUCCUUCUCUUUUUGGGAAUUAAAUUGGAUUCAUUAAUUGUUUUGCAUCCUAAUACUGCAAAGUACUUAGGAAUUUCUUGUGAAGACUCUACUGUGGCUACACAGGUGUUCUGUGCCAAAUUUCCACUGUACUUGUGUUCCAGGAAAUAUUUCUAGGAAAAAAAAUUAGGAGUAAAGUGAAUGUGGCUCAAUUUUUUCCUGGUCUAAGGUACUGGUUGCCACUCUAAAGUGCUGUCCAGGACCACAGUCAGGAUCCUAAGGCUGGCCUGAGUUAUUGUUGACACUUUUUAGUAAUGCAUGUUCAGCUUUGGGAUCAAGAAGCCAAAGUGAACUCAGGGUCAUUACUGCACUUUAUUCUCAGCCAUUCCAUGGAUUUUGAACCAUCACUUCUGGAUUUGAGAGCAGAAUUAACAUUGCUGUCUGGAAAAAGUGCUGAAUUUACUGUAGUGGGGUAAGGCUUAUGAAUCACUGGGAUAUGUAGCCACAGUCUGCAAGUCAUCCAUCAGCAAUUUAGUGUAAUAAAUCAGUUACAUUCAGUUGAUAAAUUCUAUUGCCAGCUUUUCCCAAAGUUAUUUGGGCACCUCUCCUGCAGCUCUGGAGAGGUCUGUGUAUGAACUGGACAAAUGGUGGUUAGGAGCUCCCAGACUUUGCCCCCACAGCCCCGAUGUGGUUUCAGCUCCCAUACAGUUUUGCUCAGAUUAGUCACAAUGAAGUUGGGCUCUGAGGUGCACUCUGUUUUCUCCAGGGCUUGAUGGGCCUUUGCCUGAUAACAUUCUCAAGGAUUUGGCAGUGAGUGAUUAGUAAAAAAUGAGUAUAUGGCACUAUUGAGUUUUUCAGCUCCAUAAUUGUAAGAAUUACAAUUUGUCAAAUCUCUGACUUGUGAGCCUGUGAUAGCAGACCUGAGUGCAGAGAUGAGCUUGUCAAACAGCCUUGUACAGUAGGGUAGAUUUAAAGAAAAGGAAACGUGUCAGGGAUCUCCAGAUAACAUAACUUAGUUUGAAGUGUGCCUCCAGAUAACAUGAAGGGCAAGGCUACCUUCAAAGCUAGAUCAGUUGCUCAGGGCUUUGUCUGAUCAGAUUUUGAAAACCGCCAGGAAUAGAGAUUUCUGUCUUUCUAGACAACCUAUUUCAGGACCUGAGCACUCUACACUGAAUUUUUUCUCUUCUCUAUCCACUCAUGAUUUCUCCUGCCCCAAUCUGACCACUGCUUCUUGCCCUUGCACUAUUGCCUCUAAGUGUCUUUAUCUUACAUGUAAUUACCCUUUAAAUGUUUGAUUACUACUACUAAAUGUUUGAUUACUAGUUGGAUUCUUUUCCCAAACCUUCUCUUCUUGAGGCUAAACACACUCAGACCCUCAGCCUCUCCUCACAUGCCAUGUGGUGCAGACACUUCACUAUUUAGUGACCCUUCCCUGAGCUCUCUGCAGGUUACCAGUGUCACCUCGGUGACAAAAAGCCCAGGGUGGGACACAGUGUCCCACAAGGACAAGCAGGGCUCCCUGUCCUACCUGCUGCCUGUGCUCUGCCAGUGCAGACAUUGCUGCUGCAGUGUUAGUGCUUGCUGUUAGCACAGGGUACAAAAGGAUGUCCUCAAAUGAUCUGUGUCCUGAAAUCCAUGUGUUUUCCUCUGCAAAGCAGGAAAUCAGGACAAUUGUAUAAUGCAGAAGUUUGUGGAGAAGUUUGUUCUUUGAUAUUAGCUUUUUUCCAAGUUCAGUGUCUGGGAAAACACAGAGCUACUGCAAGGACACUUGAGCCUCAUGAGUGCCUGGAUGCUGUACCAUUUCUGAUCUCCUAUUCAAACACAAUAUGCCAGGCUGUGGCAAAAAGCAUCCUGAGACUGGGAGAGACAACAUUUCUGUUACUGGUGGGGACUCCAGUGCCUAUUUGGCAAAACAGCAACCAGCAUGGAACAGGGACUAAGCAGUGACCUUGAAACCUGGCCCUGCACUGCACUAUUUUCAAGCAGUUUGGGACUUCAAAUCUGCCACUACAAUCUGGGAGGUGACCCCAGCCAUGUAGGAAUUUCUUGGCCAUUUGUUAUGGAUGCACAAGUAUUAGUAGCAGGCUUCCCUUGUGCAGCUGUAGGGAGUUACCUUUACUGCUCUGACAGUGAAGGUGUCCCUUCCUGUGUCCAAAAUGUUGAAGAAGUUUGUCUUGAUGGAUGUUAUUUAACAGUGAUUUGCUCAUAAAGGUCACCUCAGCUCUAACAUGGUCUGAGGCCGUGGUGGAUUCACUGAAGCAUCUGACUGUGGUGAAAAGUCUUACAUGGUAAAAUGAGUCUCCUUUCUCUUACUGCCAGUUGUUCUGGACCCUUAAGGAAUCAUUAACAAGUAGUAAAAUAAUAGCCAUUCUAAAUGACUUGGGUGUCCUGUGAUUGUACAACAAUGAUUAUUAAUCUCUACCCCUUGUGAUCUCCUUGGAGAAAGUACAAUUUAAGUACUAUUUCAGUCAAGUGAGGUCAUGUCUAAUGUAUGAACAUGUAAAAGUAGCUUUUUAUGUGUUUCCUAAUUUGGAUACUCAGCUUUCUUAUAGAAACUCCUAUUACUGACAGAUAGGAAAUCUCUCAGAAUUUUUGAAAGUGUCAAUUUCAGGAUGUAGAAAAAAACCCUAAAAAGUUACAAAUAUACAAUUUUUCAGCAAACACAUGUGCUAUUCUUCUGACAACUGAAAGGGCCUCACUGGUAUUGUCAUCAAUUUUUUUUUUUUUAAUUAAUGUGUGAUUUGUUUGCUCUCUAAAGUAUUACCAUCAAAUUUUAUCUGUGAGCACAAAUGGAAGCUCAAACUCUUAACUGUCCCUCUGGGCUACACCCAGAGUGUUCUGGAAUGUGCAUCUCCCAUUCUAUCUGUGAUCUUUGCAUGAUGUUCCCUAAACAUUUACUCUUCUUUUGCAUGAGCUUAAGGGAGGACCACCGACAUUUGAGGAGUUAGAAGAGAUUUUUGCUCUUGUGGGAUAGAUCUGUCAGAGCAGAUGUGAGCUUGUAUUCCAGUGGGAUGUAUUCCCUCUGCGUGUCAUCUGUCUGGGUGGUGUUGGAAGCUGCAUUCUUGCCUGGGGUGACUUCAGUCCUCCCCUGAUCUGCACAGACUGACACAGAAAUGGAAUUCACGAAAACUAAACUUUUGGUUAGCUGUAAGGAGCUGGAGGAAUAUGCGUCAGUCUCUGUAAAGAAGUGCCAUCUGCAGCCUAUCUUAGGCAAACUGUUUCCUGAUAAUUAAGACAUCUGCUCGUGGAUGUUAAAACCCUGAGCACCUUUGGCAGGGACACUGAACUGUGAAAUCUGCAGCACCUGUAACAGAGGAGGACUCUCUGGGAAAGAGUUGUCCAAGGAAAAGCAGCAGUUUCAACUUGUGUCCCACUGGAGACAAGUGAAUCUGAAGUUAUAUAUUAUAUACGACAUAGGUGAUGACAGCAGUUUAUCAUUAACCUGAACUCUGCAAGAAGCACAUAAGGAGAGAAAGAAGAAGAAAGCCAGAGAAGCAGCCAGGAUGGAGCCCAUCAUAAGGAUCAACAAUGCUGCAGACAUCUCUGUUAUUGUUGCCUACUUUUUGGUAGUUCUGGCAGUGGGACUAUGGGCUAUGUACUCCACCAACCGAGGCACGGUGGGUGGAUUUUUCCUGGCUGGACGGAGCAUGGUGUGGUGGCCGAUCGGUGCUUCUCUGUUUGCCAGCAACAUUGGCAGUGGGCACUUUGUGGGAAUAGCAGGAACAGCAGCAGCUGGAGGAAUUGCCAUCGGAGGAUACGAGUGGAAUGCUCUGAUAUUUGUGGUGGUUCUAGGAUGGAUCUUUGUACCCAUCUACAUCAAAGCUGGGGUGGUGACAAUGCCAGAAUAUCUGAGGAAGCGUUUUGGUGGGAAACGGAUCCAGGUCUAUCUGUCAGUCCUUUCCUUGAUCAUAUAUGUUUUCACAAAGAUCUCAGCUGACAUCUUCUCUGGAGCUGUAUUUAUCCAGCUGGCCAUAGGGCUGAAUCUUUAUUUGGCCAUAAUUAUCCUGCUUUCUAUUACUGCUCUUUACACCAUCACAGGUGGCCUUGCAGCUGUGAUUUACACAGAUACCUUACAAACAUUCAUCAUGGUAUUGGGAUCCUUUAUUCUCAUGGGAUUUGCAUUUGCUGAAGUAGGAGGGUAUGAGGCUUUCAUGCAGAAGUACAUGGCAGCGAUUCCAUCCAACGUCUCCUACGGGGACACGGAGGUGGAUCCCGCGUGCUACACUCCUCGCAGGGACGCCUUCCACAUCUUCCGAGACGCCAGCAGUGGGGACCUGCCCUGGCCAGGCCUCGUCUUCGGCCUCAGCAUCCUUGCCAUGUGGUACUGGUGCACAGAUCAGGUUAUUGUGCAAAGAUGUCUCUCUGGCAAGAACAUGUCCCAUGUGAAGGCUGGCUGUAUCAUGUGUGGGUACCUCAAACUCUUGCCCAUGUUUAUCAUAGUGAUGCCUGGAAUGAUCAGCCGGAUUUUGUACACAGAUGUGGUGGCUUGUGUUGUGCCUGAAGUCUGUCAGCGCUACUGUGGCACCGCAGUGGGCUGUACAAACAUUGCUUAUCCAAAAAUGGUAGUGGAGCUUAUGCCAAAUGGUCUGCGGGGUCUGAUGCUGUCAGUCAUGCUGGCCUCCCUUAUGAGCUCCCUGACAUCCAUUUUUAACAGUGCCAGUACUUUGUUCACGAUGGACAUUUACACCAAAAUUCGGAAGCGGCCGUCUGAGAAGGAGCUGAUGCUGGCUGGCAGGGCAUUUAUGUUACUCUUAAUUGGCAUCAGCAUUGCCUGGGUUCCCGUGGUGCAGUCAGCUCAGAGUGGGCAGCUCUUUGAUUAUAUUCAGUCUGUUACCAGCUACCUGGGACCUCCCAUUGCUGCUGUUUUCCUGCUUGGUAUCUUCUGCAAGCGUGUCAAUGAGCAGGGUGCCUUCUGGGGCCUGAUCAUUGGGCUGCUGGCUGGACUCAGCAGGAUGAUUGCAGAGUUUGCCUAUGGAACUGGCAGCUGUGUGGCCCCUUCCAACUGCCCCUUCAUCAUCUGUGGCAUUCACUACCUUUACUUUGCACUGAUCCUCUUUGGGGUUUCUGCCAUCAUCAUCCUGGCAGUCUCCUUCAUGACCAAGCCCAUUCCUGAUGUACAUCUUUACCGCUUGUGCUGGUCCUUGCGGCACAGCAAAGAAGAACGGAUUGAUCUUGAUGCAGAUGAGGAGCAGGACAGAGCUGAUGAAAAAGAUAAUGAAUCAGUUAAUGAAGAAAACCAGGAGGACCCAGGAUGCUGUAGGAAAGCUUACAACUGGUUCUGUGGCUUGGACCAACAGAAGGGCCCCAAACUGAGCAAGGAGGAAGAAGAAGCACUGAAGAAGAAACUGACAGACACCAGUGAAGUGCCACUGUGGAGAAACGUUGUGAAUAUCAAUGGCAUCAUCCUCUUGACUGUGGCUGUGUUUUGCCAUGCCUACUUUGCAUAACCCCCUGAUCACAGUCCUGGAAUUGUACUGCAUUGUUCAAGCAAAAAUGAUGGUUUGUAGAUUUACACAAUUAGAUACACAUUGUAUUUUCAUCAUCCACAUUUGUAAAACGUCAGAGUGAUUUACUCACUGAUUUUGUGAUCAUAAUUUCAACAAUUUAAAGAUGAAGGCCACUGGGAUUUCAAGAGAAUUUCUCUUUAGACAUUGAACCAAUCUGGGGCUAACUGAGGUUCAGAAUUUCCAUCCAAUAGUCUCUCUGCUCAUAAUACAUUUCAUAUUUUAGGUUCAGAACAAGGCUGCAUGAGCCAUAUUUCGUAUCAGGUUUUGUGAACUAUCUUUUAGGGUUCACGAUACUAUUUUGAUUUUCACCCCUUCCUCUGAUAUUCAAUUUUCCUUUUCCUUUGGCUAUGAUAACAGGAUUGCAAAAAACUCACAACCACUGAGGGACUGUGUUACAAACUCAAAUUAAAACAUUGCUAUUGUCCCUCCAAACAUGGGAUAUCUUAAGUAAAGGAUUUAUUCAUAAAUCAAUGUAUUUGAUACUACAUAUAACUUUCCAUUAUCAGUUUUCCCCCCUUUUUCUCACUUUCCACUGGGUUGUGUUUCUCAGUUUUCAGUGGAACACUAACCUCUGAAUUGAUCACAUUUUGAAACUGAGAAACACCCAUCUUGAUCCUAAGAAGAAUUUUGCUUACAGCAGAUUAUCUGUUUAAGGUUAACUUCCAAAGGUCCUCCUCUCUUGAUAUUUUAAUAUAUCCCCUUACUUGAAUGUGAAUCUUUUUAUACAAAACACAUGUAUUAUAUAUACACAAGCAAUACAUUAUGUAUAUGCACUAUGUAUAUUAUAUAUAUUUAAAAUAUGUAUUUAUGUGUGUGUAUAUAUAUUUAUUUCUUACUGAUCAAUUCCCACCCUGGUGUGUCAAAGACCUCUUUACUGUGGGCUUGGAGUCAAUGCACUGCCUCUGUCUCUGGACUGUGCUGCAAACCAGCCCAUGGUGAAACAUCCACAGUACUGGAAUGCUGGGCUGCAUUUUGCAGAUACUCUGUACUGCUUUUCUGCAAAGCUAUAAAUCUUUCCUCUGAAGAUUUCAUUGAGAAAUAGGAUUCCUGCUGCAUGGCAGCAUGAGUUAGCAGUUCAGGAAGGAGAAUAGUCACAGCUGUGGGAUAUCAGCUAAACCAGGCUCAUUGUCUCCACUUGAUAAGUUUGGUACCAGCUGGGGACACAGGAAAAGACAGAUUUAACACUUCAAAGCAAAAAAGCAAAAAGCAAUAGAUCUUCUUUUCAUCUCAUUCAGCUUCCUGGGGAAUCAAGUGUAGAAAGAAGAUGCUGGUUGCUCAGUCAGGCAGUGCCACAAUUCCCUGUUCCUUUUUGCACACGUUGGUGGGACUGCACUGUCCCUGAGCAUUCCCGAGGCUCUGCCACAGGAUGCUCCGGGCUGGCAGCAAGUGCAGCUGAAGGGGGAGGCAGAGCAACCCCUGCCCGUGCCACAGCACCCUGCUCUGCCUCCUGGGCUUCCAGCACUCCCACUUCUUACUCUCCUGGCAGGAUCUUUGCUUCAUUUAGCUCUAACCCCAAAUGCUCUGGAUUCCAGCAGUUGCUGCUCUUCAGUAGAAUUGAUGUUCUUCAGCACAAUCCCUGUAGGGUCCUUUGCACAGGCCAGAUUAAAUCAAUAUUUCAGAAAUACCAGUGCAAACCUUAACACAGUGAUAGAGUAUUUUAAAGACCUUGGAAUUAAUUGUAUUUUAUGAACAAUGAAGACUUGUAUGUAUUAAAGAAAUUGUAUGUUUUGAAGUAUUUGGUGUACACAAAGUGAUGGGAUUUUUAUAUAAUAUGAUGGAAGACAGAGAAACUUCAUUUGGUGUCUAGGUUUUGGCUCUGGGUAAUAGUAGUGAAUGAAAAACAAACAAGUAAGAUGUCACUGAGGAUUGCUCAGAUCCCUCUUUGUCAUUCUUUGCUACAAAAAUAUGGUGAAACUAUAAAGCUAUUUGGAUAAAGGCAAAUAACACAAGUGAUUUCCUGGCAGUCUGAGCAGCCUUUGGAUGACCUCCUGGUUAAUCAGGCAUCAUUGCAUGAUUUUGGUCCUCAGCAAUCUUAAUUCAUUCUGGUCUGGAGGUGGAUGUUGUGGAGGGAGGGGCUCAAAUGUUUAUAUAAAGUUUGACAGCUACCGUUGACUCCUGUAAUUUUGUAGAUUUUUAAAGAAAAACUGCCUUAUAUUGUGAACAGUUGAUAAAAUUGUAAUGUUUAGCUAACAUUAAAUGCCAACUCAGGUUGGUAGCUAUUACAUUCAUGAUUUUAAGGAAGAAAAUGACUUUCCUUCAGUUUUCAGGGGAGCUCUGUACAUGAGCUGUUGUUGGGAACACUCAGCUAAAAGCAGAACCUUACGCUGAUCUGGGCAUUGUCAUGCUUUAGAAGUGGGAACUGUGAGCACUCCCUUUUCCCCAGUGUUUGACUAUACAUUUGAAAUACUUCUGGUUAGUGAUGAGACUCCAAAUAAAUCUCUGGCUCACAGCACAAAGUACCUGCAUGGCAUGUGCAGCUGUUUCAGGGGAUCUUGAGACAUCCCAGCUUACCCUGUCAGGUAAGAUACAUGGUUAAAGCUUAUUUUAGUGGAAUUUAGUUAUAUAUACAGAAUUAUUUCAAUAAAAUAUAAUAUGCACUUAGUAGCACUGUCAGCAAAUUGUGACACUGCUCAGUAAAGAACACACACUAAACAAAAUUUUCCAUUUAAGAAAUACUACAUAGUUCUUAAGAAAAAUCCUGAAAAAGGGUAAUCACUGUUCAAUUGGUCUGUAUCACCCACAAAAAUGUAUCCAACUAUCUCACAAAUGUAUUGAUGAUGAUGAGAACACCCUAUUCUUAGCAAUCAGGAUUUGGGUUUAUUCAUAUUCCAUUACUGAAAAACCUCAUGCACUGAAACUCGAGGGGAGGGAAGGUCUGGGGCUUUGUUUGGAAUUAAUCUGCAGUACCCAUGGGUUGGUUUCAAGCAGACUGUCUGGCCAUGGUGAGUUAGGCCAUGGCACAAGGCUGAGCUCCUCAGGUGCAGGUGAUUGUGGUGAUUGUGGUGAUUGUGCAGAUUGUGCAGCCCAGCAGCCGCUGGGAUUGCCAGGGAGCUCAGCUCUCUGACCUUCCUUAAUCGGCAAAACCAGGAGGGCUCCUAUAAAGUAAAAGCCAACACAAAAACGAGGAGCCAAGCGAAACAAUAAAUCCAUGUAUUGCCAGUCACUGUAUUUGAAGGGCACUUGAAAUCAUUGGAUUGAAGUGUGGAGCCAGAGGACUUUAGAGCUGACAUUUCUGGGGACAGCCAACACAGAAAAGGGUUGGGCACAGGCUGUGGGGUGACAGCAAAGCUGCUCUUAGGAAAGCUGCUGGGUGCUUUAAUUUGCUUAGUGGGCUCAUGUGCCAGCUGCAGGUGUCUGUGCCCUGCAAUGUUCUCUGGGGAGCAGAGAACCCCCAGAGAGGGAAGGGAGCAGCAAUCAGAGACCUUCCCUUGUGCUGAGCUGAAAACCUGUAGUCCCAGAUUUAAUAACAGCAGGCAAUACACUGCUGAAAGAGAUGGGAAAUGCAAAAACACCUGGCUUUAUUUGGUGAUUCCUGGCAUUUUCGUAUGGAGUGUGUAUUGUAGGCCUGUGCUAGAGACCUAAAGAACAGACAAAACUUCACUCACUCCAGUUUCUACUGGUUGUUCUAAUGCAAGACAGCAUAAGCAGUGCCUGUAGUUAUCAUCCUUAUUACUAAUAAAAGAGUUUACCUUU
This is a messenger RNA of Taeniopygia guttata (zebra finch), 9423 nucleotides long. Lineage: Eukaryota; Metazoa; Chordata; Aves; Passeriformes; Estrildidae. The record is from RefSeq and is a predicted model, not a curated record.